This is a messenger RNA of Anneissia japonica, 2777 nucleotides long. Its product is annotated as ribonuclease inhibitor-like. The record is from RefSeq and is a predicted model, not a curated record. The coding region runs from base 207 to 1484 and encodes 425 amino acids. Gene Ontology annotation, biological process: nucleocytoplasmic transport; activation of GTPase activity. Gene Ontology annotation, molecular function: small GTPase binding; GTPase activator activity. The transcript has 12 exons. Lineage: Eukaryota; Metazoa; Echinodermata; Crinoidea; Comatulida; Comatulidae. Gene Ontology annotation, cellular component: cytosol; perinuclear region of cytoplasm; nucleus.
GAAGAGCUGAACACUUCCUGGAGAAUAACAACAAAGUCCCGUACGCAAGGACCGUGUCCGUGACGAUGGACGGAAAGACCAAAGUUUGAGACGCCGUUUUUAACCAUUUAGUGGUAAAAAUAAACGUAAUAUAAGUGGGCUUUUUAUUCAAGAUUACAAGUUUUCCAUGGAAAAAUAAAUUCACAGCAAAAGCAAAAAGAAAUCAAAUGGCACCAAAGAAAGGCAAAGGAAAGAAAGGAAAGAAGAAGAAGCUGAAGGGAAUGGUAGAACAUCCUGGUGACUUAGUUAAAAAGCUUCAAAGAAUUUAUGUAAAUAACUGUAAUCAAAAGAAAAGUGCAAUAUGCCCGGGUAUCAAGUCUUUGAUGAAGAGGUGUGCUGAAGAUGAUAAACUCAUAGUCAAGUUUAUCCUCGAGCCAAUUCCCAGCUGGGAAGACCCAGAAUUGUCAAACGUCCAACUGGAACCACUACUGAUGGCAAUUCGUCAUGAACGCUACAAGUGGAUUAAAGAAGUACACAUUUGGGAAAUUCCAUUAAAACAUGAAGAUGUUGCAAGUCUAGCAUUGACACUUGAGAAAGGACCAUACCCAAUCCAUCGACUUGAGCUUUUUAACUGUGAUCUGCAAGCAUAUGCACUGGAGAGACUUCUAAGAAAUGCAAGUUCCUUCACAACACCCCUAACCAUUCUUAAUUUAGAUGAUAACCAAUUUGGUGAUGAAGGUGUGAAAGGACUCUGCAAAGGGCUUAAAAAUAAUAAAACUUUGUUAAGUCUUAGCUUAUGUUAUUGUGACCUUGGUGUAGAAAGUGGUAUUAUGCUUGGAGAAAUAUUGUCAUCAACAGCGAUAAGGGAUGUAUACUUGAAUGGUAAUAAUUUGGAGACAGAGGGUGCUAUUGAACUAGUUAAACUGCUUGCUGACCAUGCUGAAAUGGAAUCAUGGGAGCGAGCAGAUAUGGUGGAAAGAAAGGCAGAAGAGGAAGCAGAGGCUGCAUUGUUAGCUAAAGAAAAGGAGCGUGUUGAAACAGCCAUGUCAGGAGACUCCAAACCAGGGUCAGCAAAGAGCAAGAAAAUUUUACAAGGAAAAAAGAAGAAAAGGAAAGGUAAGCGGUCUAAGAAAUCCAAAGGCCCCCCACCUCCACCACCAGUGGGACCGUUGAUACAUAAACUCCACUUGGCAGAUAAUGGCAUUGACAGCUAUGGAAAAGGCUCCACUUAUGGUCCAGUAAUUGCCAUGAGGUUGUUCAGGAAGUUGAUACAGCAUUCUGAGUGUUUAAAGGAGCUUGAUUUGGAUGAUAAUCAGAUAGGAGACUUAGGAGGAAGGCAGGUGAUGGAAGGGUUGGAGCAGCGGGCCUCAGCAGGCCUGCCUGGCAUGAAAGUUAGCGUUACACACAUGAUGAAUGGGCAAACUUUCAGUAGCAUUAUGAAAUUGGGAGCUGGAUUGAAGAAGAAAAAGAAGAAAGGCAAGGGGAAAAAGAAAAAGAAGAAAUGAAGUGAGAAAGAAUGAAAUUUUACAAUUUGAAUAACAACAAUUCAAAGCCUAUGAACAACUUGCCUAGAUUGCAAAGAAACUGCCUUCCAAACGUAGAGUGAAAUUGUCUGGAAAAAAAUAACCGGCAACGGGACAUUAAUCUUACAUAUCAUACUCAGUGGCAGCAUGUACUGGGAAAGAUAAAUUUAUUCCUCUCUAGUUCCUGUUUAAAUGUCAAAAUUUAUUUUAAUAUUCCCCUUUGUCAAUCAAUCACCUGUUUGUAUAGCUCUCUAUAUAUCUCUAUGUUUGAACACUGGAAGUGGAAGAUACAUAAUAUUUUAUACAUGGACAAUCAUGCAAAAUGUGACCUUUAAAGUAGCAGAUCUUUAUUUUGUAAAUUAAAUUAGGAUGAAUCUGUACUAUGCACAUUUUACUAUAAUUGACUAUCCAUAGAUCAUUUGAUAUAAACAUAUCAUAUUGCAAUAUAAAAAAAAACAUUGCUUAAUAGCAAUAACCUAGUUGUAGCAUAUAUCACACUCUAGAAAUAACAGGGAAAAAAUGUUAAUUUGUAAGAACACACUUGGUGAUUGAAGUUUGCUUGGUAAUCCUCUCAAAAAUUAUUUUAGUUUUACAGUCCUAAUAUUAAUCUAAUCUUUUCAUUUAUUGUUAAUAACCAAUUUUUUUUUCUUUAGCUGGAAAUGUAAUAACCAUUAAUCUACAGAUUAUUAACACAUUUGAACUUUUAUAAUUUGAAAUUAUGAACACAAAUUCAAAAAUCAACAAUCAGGUUUAUUUCUUUUAAAUCUACCAACACCUUUUUAUAAUUACUCUAUGCCUAAUUAGAGCUGGACACUGGAAGUUACACUAAUUAAAGACUAUGGUAUACCUUAGCUGGACUGAUAGAGGAUUUGGGUGUAGGAGGUGAUGUCACUACUGCUGUGGUUGAAAUUCUUUUUGGUAGCUUGUGGACUUCAUUGACAAUAAAUUGUGCACCAUCCUCAGCAUCAAUCAACUAGAAAAUAAGUAAAAAUUAUUAUAUUUAAGAAUAAUUAAGUAAUAUAUGUUGAACAUAUUUGUAAUCUAUCUGUAACUUUUUUAUAUUUUUUAUCAAUUUUUUAUAGGCUACUUUAAUACGUUAAUGUAUCGUCUUAGCCCCUGUGUUGUUUUGUAAUUUUAUGUUGAUUUGGCCAGGGGAUUUAGAAAAUACCCACAUCUUCUGUCAGGCUCUCAGCCCAUGGUGUCCUCUUGGCACCUCUCUCACCAUUUUUUGAUUUGUGAUUUUUGUACCAAAUAUGUAAUAAAUAAAUAAACAUA